AUGCGGCAGCCGGACCUGACGCCACCCGCCGACUCCCCGGCCUCGGCAUCCCCCACUCAACAAACCUCGUCGAAUCCCGGGACGCCAAUUUCACUCGGAACGGCCACCGGCUCUUCACAGCCCGCUCCCGCUCCGCAGCCUCAGGGAUACACCGGCGUAGGUCGCAGGUCACAUAAGAAGAGUCGCACCGGGUGCUCGAUAUGUAAAGCGAGGAAGAUCAAGACCUAUCGUACCCUCUGCGCUGAUCCAUGUCUUUGGGAGUUUUGGCGAGAUGACGUCGUCCAGCUAGGCUUUUCGUGUGACUACAUCAUGCGAGCCCUCUUGGCUGUUAGUGCGUUGCACCUAGCCUUCCACCGGCCCGACCGUCGUGAUUUUUACAUUGAGGAGGGUGUCCUCUUACACCAACAAGCGUCUCGUUUAGCCAUGCUCGUGGUGAAGGCCAGUACGAAGAUCGACAAGCAGCAAGCAGCCAGCUUUUUCCUGUUCAGCAUGCUAACUAUCUUCUUUGCCCUCGCUUCCCCGCGCCGUUCCAACUCUGAUGGCACUUUCUUUAUCGGCGAGUCCGGCUUCCCCGACUGGGCUUUCCUCCUUUCCGGCGGAAAGUCCGUCAUGGACGCCCUCGGCGAACCCGGUCCCGACACCGUUGCCGGGCCAUUUCUCCGCUACGGUUAUACCCGCUGGAAUGCCCAACGCGCUGCCCUCGAUGCGCGUAAACACCACAGCCUGUCGGAUCCCACGUCCACAAACGAUGUAUCCGCUCCACUACCCCCCUACCAACCUCUCCUCGGACCCCUGCGCUCCCGUGUCCACGCCGCGGUCUCCGACCCAGCACUCCUCGGCACCUACACCCGUGCCCUCGACCAACUCGAACUUUCCCUCGCUUCCCGGGACCUCCCGGAUGCCCCGCGCGACUCACUCGAUGCGAUGGUCUGGCUGUGGAUGGUCUCAGACGAGUUCAUGCCCCUCUUGCGCGCGCCGACGCAAGAAGCCGUUGCCAUCUUUGCACAUUUUGGCGUGCUGUUGAAACACCAUGAGACCCAUUGGUGGCUGAAAGGAUGGGGGGAUCAUAUUGCGUGGAUUGAGUGGCCGCUGAGCGAGCUAGGUUGGGUUGAUGGACAGCCUCCAGCACUGUCGCCCUCAGUGGCGAUGGGUGGGCAGGGGCAACUACAUGAAGAGAAACCGGGGUCGGGGUAUGAGGUACAGAUGGAAGGGUGA
Molecule: messenger RNA, 1215 nt
Organism: Dichotomopilus funicola
Lineage: Eukaryota; Fungi; Ascomycota; Sordariomycetes; Sordariales; Chaetomiaceae
Exons: 4
Coding region: 1-1215 (404 amino acids)
Biological process (GO): regulation of transcription by RNA polymerase II
Molecular function (GO): DNA-binding transcription factor activity, RNA polymerase II-specific
Source: RefSeq, a predicted model, not a curated record